GUGCGCCCAAGCUGCGCACCAUCGUCAAGAUGGGCGCCCUGACCAAGGAGGAAGAGGAGCGCGUUGCUAGCAUGGACGUUCAGCUCCUGUGUUUGGCUGACCUGGAGACGCAAGGCAGUGCAGCACUCCAGGACGACAUCCCGCCCGAACCUUCUGACCUCUGCACAAUCUGCUACACGAGUGGCACCACUGGGCUACCCAAGGGCGCCAUGCUUUCUCACGGCAAUAUUAUCGCCGAUAUUUCUGGUCUGGUUUUCCUUACGCAGAAUGUUGUCAACUGGGGAAAUUCGACAGUGCAUCUUUCGUACCUACCGCUGGCUCAUAUGUUUGAAAGAGGUGCCCAAGCCGUUGUGUUUGCCUAUGGUGGUCGAAUCGGGUUCUUCCAAGGCGAUAUCAAACUGCUUAUGGAAGAUCUUGGUGAGCUCAAGCCGACGCUCUUCCCGUCCGUCCCCCGUCUGCUCAACCGCGUGUAUGACAAGGUAAUGGAUGGGGUUGCGAUGUCCUCGCCGAUCAAGCGCGCAAUCUUCAACCUCGCCAUGUCGCGGAAGCGCAGCGAGGUGAGCCGCGGUGUUAUUCGCCGGGACAGCAUCUGGGACAAGCUCGUCUUCAACAAGAUCCAGCAGCGUCUGGGUGGUAACGUGGAGGUGUUGGUGACCGGUGCUGCGCCGAUUUCUGACGCUGUUCUAGACUUCCUGCGCUGUGCCAUGGGCUGUCCCGUGCUGCAGGGUUACGGCCAGACGGAAAGCUCGGCGGGCGCUACCAUCACCAUAGUGGGCGACAGCACGACGGGUAACGUGGGACCGCCGCUGUCGUGCAACGAAAUCAAGCUGGUCAGCGUGCCGGAGCUCGGCUACCUCGCAGAAGAGGGACGCGGCGAGGUCUGCUUCCGCGGCCACAACAUCUUCAAGGGAUACUUGAAGGACGAAGCCAAGACUAAGGACACAAUAGACGAGGAAGGCUGGCUGCACUCGGGUGACAUUGGCCGUUGGAACGACGACGGCACACUGUCCAUCAUCGACCGCAAGAAGCAGAUCUUCAAGCUAGCCCAGGGCGAGUAUGUGGCUCCGGAGAAGGUGGAGAUGGCAUACCAAUGCGCGCCGCUCGUCGGCCAGGUCUUCCUGCAUGGCGACAGUCUUCAGUCGGCCUGCGUGGCCAUCAUCGUGCCCGACGAGGUCACACUACCGCGCUGGGCUACCGAGCACCACAUCGCCGGCAACAUGGAGGAGCUGUGCGAGAACGAGGCCGUGCGCAAGGCCGUUCUCUCGCAACUGACCGAGCUGGGCAAGAAGUCGGGUCUUAAAAGCUUCGAGCAGGCCAAGGCGCUGCACCUGCACCCGAAGCCGUUCACGGUCGAGGAAGAGCUCAUGACGCCCACCUUCAAGCUGAAACGGCCGCAGCUCAAGAGCUACUUUAACGACAAGAUCGAGGGAAUGUAUGCUCAACUUGCCUGAGUACAGCACGCGGGCUGCUCCCGUCCAUACUAGAAUUUUGAACUAUAUUUGCUAGAAAUUCCAUACCAGAUUACUCAUCCGUCUAAUUCGUACUCCCCCGCCAUGUCCAACUCUUUUAUUAUACAUAUCGACUCUUAAUUUAAUAUUCACCACUGCGAUUGUGGUGUAUGGCUGCUGUGAGGUAAAGAAGGCCUUGUGUAUAUUUGUGAGAUAUUGUUACCGGUUUUUCUUCGUUUAGUUCUCUGUCUCCGUGCACAUUCUUCUGUUUAGUUUAGUUUGUUCAGCUUUCGCUGUGAACAGUGUCCUGCCCUCCAACAUCUCUGGCUUGUAGCCUGAUAUCGGUCCAUAGUUCUGCACUGUAUUAGCGAGAGUAAACGAGCAGCAGCUUAUGUAACUUACUCUUGGUAUUACAAAAUAGGGAAGAAGUGGUGACUGCGGUUGCACAACUGUUGCAUUGUACAUUUACUCGGUUAUAUCAA
Messenger RNA from Sycon ciliatum, 1930 nucleotides. RefSeq names its product long-chain-fatty-acid--CoA ligase 5-like. The record is from RefSeq and is a predicted model, not a curated record. Gene Ontology annotation, molecular function: long-chain fatty acid-CoA ligase activity. Gene Ontology annotation, cellular component: endoplasmic reticulum; membrane. NCBI's taxonomy places the organism in Eukaryota, Metazoa, Porifera, Calcarea, Leucosolenida, Sycettidae. Gene Ontology annotation, biological process: long-chain fatty acid metabolic process.